GCCAUGACACCUUCCGAAUGUCAAACUUAUCGUAGGCAGAUUCUUAAUCUAUUGCGUGCGAUGAAAUUGUGUUUAUUUCGACCUAAAAUAAGCAGGAACUGCUGAUAUACACGUAAUUUCCAUUUUUCGACGUAUUAAACUAUCCGUAUAGGACAUAAAAGAUACAGAACAAUUAGAACACCGAAACCUAUUGUAGAAGCCUUUGUAAGAAAGAGAAGAGAGAAGGAGUGAGAGGCUAGAGAAGCAUCAACUCCGAUGAUGUCUCUGAAGCCGAGGAACAUUGAUUUCCAGGAGACUUGGGCCAACCUGCGUGAGACGGUGGCAGGAGUGGUGGGUCUCCGCGCGGUCGAGCGCGGCGUGUGGAACCUCCGCUUCAGCGACGUUUACGCCCUCUGUGUGGCCCACCCUGAACCUCUGGCGGAUCGGCUUUAUGACGAAACCAGACGAUUUCUAGAAGAGCAUGUGGAGGGCCUGCUGGAAAGAGUCCGCGGCACGUCCCCCCUCGAGAACAACGAUCCUUACGAUGGACUACUAGACCGUUACGUGGACGCGUGGCGCGAAUACUCCGAAGGCGUGGCUUACUUGAACAGCCUCUACUCUUACCUGAACUUACAGCACGUCAGGAGGCAGAAGGUGUCAGACGCUGAGAUAAUCUACGGUUCGGCCGCAACUGUCAGCUGUCCUGACAGUGACUCGCGUCAACUGGAAGUCGGCGAGCUGGGCCUAGUGAUCUGGGAGCGGGUUCUGAUCCGGCCCCUGUCCUCGGCCCUCUCGUCCCGUAUCGUGGCCGCGCUCAGCGAGGCGCGCAACUCAGCACCCGACCCCAAACACGCCGACGUACUGCGCCGCGCCAUCCAUAGCGCUGUAGAUGUACAAUCGUUCAGAGUGCGCGCUCCCCUCGCCCUGUACCAGCAAUUAGUCCUGGAGCCGUACCUGACCCAAGCCCAGGCGGCCCACGCGCGGCUCGCGGCGGACUUACUGCGCGCGGGCGAUAUCUCGCACUACAUGCGGGACGUAUUGCAAGGUCUCCAACGUGAAGUAGCCCUAGGGGCCCGUUUUCUCCACUCAUCCUCUAGUGAGGCGGUUAGGGGAUGCUACGAGCGAGCGGCGGUCGCUGCGCACCUUCCCGCCCUGCACGCCGAGUGCGCCACCCUCCUCAAACACGCCACGGACGACACCAGGCCCGACAACGCUCAGCACCGCACAGACCUGCGUCGUAUGUACACACUCCUCCGUCCGCUCGGGACGAACGCGCUGCGCCCAUUGGUGGACGCGGCCCACGCCCAGUGUGCCAAAGAUGGGACAGAGUUACUACAACACAAGCAUACUAAAGACGAGGCCCACACACACUUCGUCUCGUCCAUGGUGUCCCUUCACACUAAAUACUCGGCGCUUUUCGCUGAAGUGUUCGACAACAACCAGGCGUUCCUAGGUGCCCUGGACCGGGCUUGUUCUAGCGUCGUCAACUCUAGACCAGACGACAAUAGUCCGCCUAGGGCGCCUGAGUUGCUGGCUAGGUACUGCGACGCACUGCUUAGAAGACGCGGAAGCGAAGCGGAACCGGAAGCCCGCCUCGCCGCCGCCAUCUUGGUUUUCAAGUAUAUCGACGAUAAGGAUGUCUUUCAGAAGUACUACGCCAGGGCCCUGGCCAGGCGGCUCAUACAUCAGCUGUCUGCUAGUAUGGAACAGGAAGAAGCAAUGAUAAACCGUCUGAAAGCUGCCUGCGGUUACGAAUUCACCAACAAACUUCAUCGCAUGUUCACCGAUGUUGCUGUCUCAGCCGACCUGAACAACAAGUUCCAACAACAUCUGAGAGAGCAGGAGCAACCUCAGGCGGGCAUGCCAGGCUUCAGCGUGCAGGUGCUCCAAGCGGGCGCGUGGCCGCUAGGUGGCGCCAUGGCGCCGCUGGCGCCCCCGGCCGCCCUGGAGCGCCCGGCGCGCCAGUUCGAGGCCUUCUACCGCGCCUCCUUCAGCGGCCGCCGCCUCGCCUGGCUGCACCAUCUGUGUACUGGAGAGCUCAGGACUAGAUAUACGCCUCGCCCGUACCAUCUCAGCGCUAGCACUCCGCAGUGCGCCCUCCUCCUAUGUUUCGAGACGGUGGAUUCUCUGGCAGCCAAAGAGCUGAGAGCCAGACUCCAGCUGACGGGAGACGCGUGGACCAGACAGCUGAGACCGCUUCUGGAUGCCGGCUUGCUCCUAGCACAGGGUGACGUGGAAAACGAGGCAGAGGGUGAAUCCGAGUCGUCUACGGAGGGGGGGGAGGGGGGGGCGGCGCGCGGGGAGGGGGUGCUGGCGCUCAACCUCAACCUCAGCUCCAAGCGGACCAAGAUACGGCUCACCACCGCCGCCACACACCAGGGUCCCAGCGUCACGGGCAACAGUGCCACCAACAAUCCGGAUUCAACGGAACCCACACAUUGUGACGACGAUCGGAAGAUGUACCUGCAGGCCGCGCUAGUACGCGUCAUGAAGCAGAGAAAGGUACUCCGCCACAACGAGCUAAUCCAAGAAGUGGUGUCACAAGCGCGUGGCUCUUUCGCGCCUUCCGUCGCAAUGAUCAAGAAAUGUAUCGAGGCCCUCAUAGACAAGCAGUACUUGGAACGCGCGCCGGGACGUCUUGAUACUUACAGUUAUUUAGCUUAGAUUUAGCCUACGUCUUUAGACUACCUAGGUCGUGUCUCGUUCGUAAUAAUCAUAG
Messenger RNA from Cydia amplana, 2698 nucleotides. It is a transcript of the gene Cul2, whose product is annotated as cullin-2. The transcript has 18 exons. Gene Ontology annotation, molecular function: ubiquitin protein ligase binding; protein-macromolecule adaptor activity. Gene Ontology annotation, biological process: SCF-dependent proteasomal ubiquitin-dependent protein catabolic process; protein ubiquitination. Gene Ontology annotation, cellular component: SCF ubiquitin ligase complex; Cul2-RING ubiquitin ligase complex. Bases 256 to 2643 code for a protein of 795 amino acids. Lineage: Eukaryota; Metazoa; Arthropoda; Insecta; Lepidoptera; Tortricidae. The record is from RefSeq and is a predicted model, not a curated record.